Messenger RNA from Phytophthora sojae, 1002 nucleotides. RefSeq lists its product as hypothetical. Bases 1 to 1002 code for a protein of 333 amino acids. The transcript has a single exon. NCBI's taxonomy places the organism in Eukaryota, Oomycota, Peronosporomycetes, Peronosporales, Peronosporaceae. The record is from RefSeq and is a predicted model, not a curated record.
AUGGGCGGCAGACCCAGCAAGAGCACUCCUCAGCCUCAAGCCCCCGGUAGCUGGAGCGCGAAUGACAUUCCGUCUCAAAAGGGCAAGACCGUGAUCGUCACGGGGGCCAACUCGGGCAUCGGCUUCAUCACAGCGUUGGAGCUCGCUCGUAGAGGAGCGCACGUGGUGCUGGCCUGCCGCAACCGAGAGCGCGGCCUCAAAGCUGAACUCGAUAUCAAGGCAGAGCUUGCAGGCGUUCCUGGCGCUGGGUCGGUCAAGUUCAUGCUGUUGGACGUGAGUGACUUGAGUAGCGUCCACAAGUUCUGCGAGGACUCCAAGAGGACACACACUGGACUGGAUCUGCUUAUCAACAACGCUGGGAUCGUGGGCGGAUCGUACACCAAGACCAUCGACGGGUACGAGCUGCAGUUCGCCACCAACUACCUGGGCCACUUCGCGUUGACGGCUCAGCUCUUCGACCUGCUCAAGAAAAGCAAAUCGGCGCGGGUCGUCACUGUGAGCAGCCUCCUGCAUCGACACGCCACUUUCAUCUACGACCAGGACAAGAUCAUGGCCUGCAACGAAAAGGAGUACGGGCAGAUCAGCUCGUACAUGGUAUCAAAGUUGUGCAACCUCCUGUUCACCAUUGAGCUGGAUCGUCGCCUGAAAGCUGCGGGGAUCCACAACGUCGUCGCGGCUGCGGCGCACCCUGGGUACUGCAACACCAAGAUCCACGCAAAAGGGGCCGAUACGAACCGAGACAGUUGGUUGUGGUGGCUGAUGUACCGCAGCGUUGGCGUGGCGGCGGUGCAGAGUCCGCAGAAGGGGGCUUUGCCGACGCUGUACGCUGCUACGUCGUACAAUGUUCAGGGCGGAGACUACUACGGACCCAAGUACCUGGAGUUGUAUGGCUCUCCGACGCGCGAGGAUCCGUCGGACCUCAGCAAGUCCGAGGUCGCCGCCAACAAGCUAUGGGCGUUUAGCGAGAAACUCACCCACCUCACAUUCGAUGUGACCAAGUGA